GCGGUCCCCUCUUUUCCGAAUCAGCGGAGGCGGAAACUUGACACUUCGGACUUGGGAGUGGCUCUCUCCCGUCCCUGGUGCUUAAAAACUUCAGCCUUGAGGCUCUAGCUCGGCUUGCUUGCGCAUCUCAUCCCAACUCCUUUCCUGGUCUGUGAGGACAUCAGCUCCUACUUUGUGGUACUAAUGGCAGCGGAGCCGCUGACGGAACUGGAGGCAGCCAUUGAGACUGUGGUCACCACUUUCUUCACAUUUGCAGGGCGGGAAGGACGAAAAGGUAGCCUGAGCAUCAAUGAGUUUAAGGAACUGGUCACCGAGCAGUUGCCUCAUUUGCUAAAGGACGUGGGCUCUCUUGACGAGAAGAUGAAGAGCUUGGAUGUGAACCAGGACUCGGAGCUGAAGUUCAAUGAGUACUGGAGACUGAUUGGGGAACUGGCGAAGGAAAUCAGGAAGGAGAAAGCCUUGGAAAUCCGGAAGAAGUAAAGCCUGCUUGCUGGGAUGGGGGCCCAGCACGGCCUGCUGGGCAGGGCCAGGCAGAACUCCACUCCCCCAAAUAAAAACUUCCUUCUUGAAACACA
Molecule: messenger RNA, 575 nt
Organism: Cricetulus griseus (Chinese hamster)
Lineage: Eukaryota; Metazoa; Chordata; Mammalia; Rodentia; Cricetidae
Source: RefSeq, a predicted model, not a curated record